AUGGCCUCGAAUGGCUUACCAGCGGGCGCAUUCCUGACCACGAUCGAGGGGCGGCGGUGUACGGCUGUUCCCCGAGUACAAUCCGCGACGGCAAUCGACGCAAACGGUUCCUCACAGUCUGCUGCGACAAACAGUCCCGUCCAGACAACGCCGAGUUCAACAUUGGCAGCGAUUCCGGUGGCAGGUGGAAACGCAGAUGCCAACCCCGUAGAAUCAGAUUCUACGCCUCCAGCGAGUACGACGAGCUCUUCCCCGGUCUUGCUCACUUCAAGCAUCCCCUCAAGCUCUGGCAUAAGCUUGGGGCAAGCCACACAGGAGCGUCAGUCAGGGCCUUCGGCACUCUUACCGACGCCUCCCGCUGCGGUUCUCCCGCCAGCUGGAGGCGCUACUCUCCAGUCCUUCACUAUCCUUACAGACGCUACGUCUUCACGAGAGGCAGAGCAAACGUCUGUGGUGCAGAGCAGUAAAGCUGAUAGCAGCGUAAUAGCGCCGGCGGUAGAUACCUCAAUCGCGCCCACUCCACCUCCACUGGUCCAAGGUCCAGCGGCAACCCCCCUUAGCACGACCAUCGAAUCGCCGCAGUCAUCAGGAGACAGCGGGGCGUUCGCAGCUCCAGAUGCCUCCUCAACGAACCCCGCUCUGACCGCGCUGCCCAGCGUAAAUAGCAAUGCAGUUCAGUCGACAGUGGCCGUGGCUGGCGGCGUCAUUGGUGGCGUUGUUGCCAUCAGCAUUCUCGCGUUUUUCAUCUGGUGGUGGAGACGAAAGCUACAUCGGAAGAGGAGAAGCACGCUUCUGACACCGCUCGACGCCGUUCCGUCCUUUGACCGGAACGAGAAAGGGGGCUACAUCAUCACCCGCGGUAGCAUAGGACCGACACCGGUGGCUGAGAAGGUCAAGAACGUGCUGGGGCAGAAUUUCAGGAGGUUCCAAGGUCACCUCCGUAACAAGACGGGCGGCAGUGCACCUUCUGUGAAUCUUGACCGGGGUACUUCGCAGUUCAUGGACCCGAAGGGCACACGCGGUCCAGCAAAUUCGGGCAUCGUUGGGAGUCGGGUGACAACGAAGGAUCGUUUCACGGACUGGUGGUCACGGCUCACGGCGGAUAUGACCUUCAACUGGCGUCUGCGCGCCAAGCCUGUUGCGACGGGCAAUAUGACGGCGGGUAUCACUCAGGAGAAGAGCCCAGCCGUUGGUGCCCAACCCGAUUUCUUGACCCUGCUCAACAUGGACGACCGCGAGCUGGACCGAGAAGCCCAGAGGCGACGCGCGAGUAUUUCACGCAAGAACGGCAGCGACGGCUUCCUAGGCGGGCUGAACCUCAACUUUGGCAGCAGCCCAGGGGAUAACCCCUUCAGCGACACAAAUGCCAUCGCUCACACCUCAGCCAAGCCCGCGCCGCUCGCAAUCGGUGGUGGUCAGCCCCUCAAUCCCUUCAGCGACGCAAAUGCCAUCCGCGAUGCCACGAUGCCUCCUCCAAAGCCGAGCACCUACGUGGCUGACAUUCGCCGCUCUCGCGGCCACUCGGUCAGCACCAGCCGGCAACCGAGUACACUGUAUUACUACACCAACCGUGACAGCAUCUACUCGGCAGUUGGCGGCGGCCGCGGCAGCGUGGGUGCAGGCGACGACGACAGCAACAACUUCCGCAACAAGUUCCGCUCCGACCCGUUUGACCUUGAGCGCACCAUCAGUAAUAACAAGAACGGCGGCAGCGUGAUAAGUAGCACUGCCGGCGUCGCCGGCAGCGAGGCCAGU
Molecule: messenger RNA, 1755 nt
Organism: Canariomyces notabilis
Lineage: Eukaryota; Fungi; Ascomycota; Sordariomycetes; Sordariales; Chaetomiaceae
Exons: 1
Source: RefSeq, a predicted model, not a curated record